AUGGGAACAGAAAAUCUUUACCGUUACAGUAAUUUACGUGGACUUUGGAGUAAAAGAAAUGAUGAAAUCGAUAAGCAAGUGGAAACCAUUUUAUCACCACAUGAAUUUUUUGAUAAAUAUCGUAAAGAAGAAUUUUAUACUGGUAUUGAUGAGGCCGAUAAACGCCAAUAUUUAUUAGUAUCUGAAGAGACAGUACGACGUCUUCAUUCUGAAAUAGAAAAAAUUGUAUCAAAAACUUUACCUUUUCCCAGUAACAAGCACAAUUCACAUUAUCAAAUUAUCAAAAAAUUUUACAUGGAACCAACAGAUUUUCAAAAAGUCGAAAAAAACAUUAAUGAUUAUAAUAAAAAUUUCAAAGUAUACAAAAAAAAGGCUGCCUUGAACGAUAGAUUGAUGAAAGCAAAAAAAUUAUGCGAUGAGAAAAAAUAUUUAUUUAUAGCAAUAGAUGUAGAAAGUUAUGAAAGAGACCAUACUUGUAUUUUGGAAGUUGGAUGGAGCAUGUAUAAUUCUAAAUCGGAUCUUUUUAUGGACCGACACUUCUGUGUCAAAGAGUAUAUGCAUCUUAGAAAUAACAAGUAUGUGGCAGAUAUGAAAGAUCGCUUUAUUUUCGGUGAUAGUGUAUGGGAAAGUUCCGAGAAUAUAGCAUUAGAAUUUACUAAAGAUGCUACACAAAAAGAAUUUGUGCGAGAAAACGAAGAAUUCAACGAUGUAAUUUUGAUUGGACAUGAUAUUGCAAUGGAGAAGAAAUAUUUAGAACGCAUGGAAAUUAAAAUUGACGAGGUUAUUAAACCUAAAGAAGUGUUUGAUACUGCUGAAUUAGAUGGUGCGAGGACAGGUAAUGUCUCUCAACGUCCUAGUUUGGGAGGUAUGUUGGAUGAUUUGAAAAUUGAAAACUAUUGUUUACAUAAUGCAGGUAAUGAUGCACAUUAUACUAUGUGUGCUUUCUUGGAAAUUUGUAAAUUACCAAUAACAAAUGUUUCACCGCCAGAAAUAAAAUCUUGA
Messenger RNA from Entrophospora candida, 1002 nucleotides. The record is from the annotation of a GenBank genome assembly. Lineage: Eukaryota; Fungi; Glomeromycota; Glomeromycetes; Entrophosporales; Entrophosporaceae.